CUGUAGUCAAAUAAUAAUGCAGUCUCUCAAUCAAUCACCCACUUUCAAAGUUUCAAGUCUUUGAUUCCCGUUUAGUGUUUACUGCAGACAAACCACGCCAAAAUUCCACCCCGUUUUCCCUGAAAACCACUCCUCUUCCUCAAGUCAAUGGCCCUUUUCAGACGACGCGCAACUUUGACAAUUCCUCUCCUCCCUUUCCUCUCCUAGACCCCCAUAAUCCCACCACCCCAUCUCUCCAUUCCUCCGAUCAUCUCAACAUGUUGAGCUCAACAACCUCGACCUGGGUUCUCACCCUGGUCCUGUUCCUGAGCUUCUUCUCUUGCCUACAAGCCGUGAUUGAAGACGACGUCAAGUGCCUUCAGGGCCUCAAAGACUCACUCACCGACCCUCAAGACAAGCUCGCCUCUUGGGACUUCACCAACUCCUCCGUCUUCAUCUGCCGCUUUACCGGCGUCUCUUGCUGGAACGAGAACGAGAAUCGAAUCUACAACCUCGACCUAAGGGACAUGUCUCUCUCAGGUACGAUUCCCAAGUCAGUUGAGUACUGCAUUAGUUUGCAGAAUCUGGAUCUAUCUGGGAACGAGCUUACUGGGACGAUCCCUAAUGAUUUCUGUACUUGGUUGCCUUAUUUGGUAACUCUGGAUUUGUCGGGGAAUCAGUUUUCCGGUUCGAUCCCGUCUUCUAUGGGCAAGUGUACUUACUUGAACAGCCUUGUCCUGUCGGAGAAUAAGCUGUCGGGGAGUAUUCCCUAUGAGCUGUCUAACUUGAACAGGUUGAAGAAGUUUUCGGUUGCGAAUAAUGAGCUGAGUGGGACUGUGCCUGAUGUGUUUAAGGAUUACGACAAGGCUGAUUUUGCCGGCAACAGCGGGCUGUGUGGAGGGCCGCUGAAGAAAUGUGGGGGGCUGAGUAAGAAGAAUCUGGCCAUUAUUAUUGCUGCGGGGGUGUUUGGCGCCGCGGCGUCUUUGUUGCUGGCUCUGGGGCUGUGGUGGUGGUACCAUGUGAGGAUGAACAAGAGGAGGAAGAGGGGGAAGGGAGGGUAUGAUGUUGGGAGGGAGGAUUGGGCCGAGAGGCUGAGGUCGCAUAGGCUGGUGCAAGUUUCGUUGUUUCAGAAGCCGCUGGUGAAGGUUAAGCUGGGAGAUUUGAUGGCAGCUACGAAUGGUUUUAGUCAGGAGAAUGUGAUCAUUUCGACUAGGACUGGGACUACUUACAAGGCGGUACUGCCUGAUGGAUCGGCGCUGGCAAUUAAGCGGCUUAGUACUUGUAAGCUUGGGGAGAAGCAGUUUAGGUUGGAGAUGAACCGGCUAGGACAGCUUAGGCAUCCAAAUUUGGCACCCCUUUUGGGUUACUGUGUUGUGGAGGAGGAGAAGCUUCUGGUGUACAAGUAUUUGUCAAAUGGGACUUUGUAUUCUUUGUUACAUGGAAGUGGUCCUGGAUUGGAUUGGUCGACUAGAUAUAGGAUUGGUUUAGGGGCUGCAAGGGGACUUGCUUGGCUUCACCAUGGUUGCCAGCCUCCAAUUAUACACCAGAACAUCUGCUCCAAUGUCAUUCUCCUCGACGAGGAUUUUGAUGCUAGGAUAAUGGACUUUGGGUUGGCAAAGCUCAUGACGUCUGAUCCUCAUGAGAGCUCUUUUGUUAAUGGAGACUUGGGAGAGCUUGGUUACAUUGCUCCUGAGUAUCCAAGUACUAUGAUAGCUUCACUGAAAGGGGACGUUUAUGGAUUUGGCAUAGUACUCCUCGAGUUGGUGACUGGGCAAAAGCCUCUUGAGGUCGUCACUGCUGAAGAAGGUUUUAAGGGUAAUAUCGUGGAUUGGGUGAAUCGUCUCUCUAAUUCAGGUCGAAACAAGGAUGCCAUUGAUAAGGAUAUUUGUGGAAAAGGACAUGAUGAUGAAAUUCUACAGUUUCUGAAAAUUGCUUGUAAUUGUGUUGUUUCUCGGCCCAAGGAUAGGGGGUCUAUGUACCAGGUUUACCAGUCCCUGAAGAGUAUGCGGAGAGACCAUGGUUUUUCUGAACAAGAUGAUGAGUUUCCUUUGAUUUUCCGCAAGACAGAUCAUGAAUGACUCGGAGUAGACUUGAAUCAAUGAAGAAACAGGGAUGACAAAGAUGCCAAUGUGGUUACAGAAUUUCAUCUUGAGGUAAGUUCUCAAAGGUUGAUAUGUAAAUCGUGUGAUCUUCAUUUUAGCUGAUUUUCCCUAUUUUUGUAGUUAGCUGUAUAAUACAAUAAUCUUCCUGAACCGUAGGCCUCCUAUUAUUUGUUUGCCCUUUGUUAUAUUUUUAUGUGUAUGAAACAAUACUCAACUGAGGUGCAGUCAUAAAUGUAAUGUGCUUCCUGUUUAUGGCCAUUAAAUUUUGGGAUGAAAGUGCUGUUGUAUCUCCUUACCA
Molecule: messenger RNA, 2379 nt
Organism: Argentina anserina (silverweed cinquefoil)
Lineage: Eukaryota; Viridiplantae; Streptophyta; Magnoliopsida; Rosales; Rosaceae
Product: probable inactive receptor kinase At1g27190
Exons: 1
Coding region: 258-2057 (599 amino acids)
Biological process (GO): protein phosphorylation
Molecular function (GO): protein binding; ATP binding; protein kinase activity
Source: RefSeq, a predicted model, not a curated record